GCUACAGCAGACUCCCUGCUAGGAGUCCUGGAUUUUCCUGGUUCCUGCGCCUGCAGACAAGCCCCUAGGGGGACUGGCUUUGCGGAGGGAACCUUGGGUCUCCCUCCCGACAGGUCAGGUGCUGGGGGGCCCUCCUUGGCUAGGGAGGCCACUUCCAAAGCGAGGGCACCCCAGGGAGAUGCCAGCAGCCAGGAUGUCCAUGCAGAGCAUCCACCCCCUGAAACCUGAGGCCCCACACCUGCCAUCUGGGAUCCCAGAGUCCCCAAGCUGCCAGCGGCGCCACACGCUCCCGGCCAGCGAGUUUCGCUGCCUCACCCCAGAGGAUGCCAUCAGCGUGUUUGAGAUUGAGCGUGAAGCCUUCAUCUCUGUCUCGGGCAUCUGCCCCCUGUACCUGGAUGAGAUUCGGCACUUCCUGACCCUGUGUCCAGAGCUGUCCUUGGGCUGGUUCGAGGAGGGCCGUCUUGUGGCCUUCAUCAUUGGCUCACUCUGGGACAAGGAGAGACUCACUCAGGAGUCGCUGAUGCUGCACAGACCCGGGGGCCACACGGCCCACCUGCACGUGUUGGCGGUGCACCGCACCUUCCGGCAGCAGGGCAAGGGCCCCAUUCUGCUGUGGCGCUACCUGCACCACCUGGGUGGCCAGCCGGCCGUGCGCCGGGCCGUGCUCAUGUGUGAGGAUGCACUGGUACCUUUCUACGAGAGGUUUGGCUUCCGUGCUAUGGGCCCGUGCGCCGUCGCCGUGGGCUCCCUCACCUUCACCGAGCUCCAGUGCUCCCUGCGGGGCCAUGCUUUCCUGCGCAGGAACAGUGGCUGCUGAACCGGGCAGCCCACCUGGCUGC
This is a messenger RNA of Carlito syrichta (Philippine tarsier), 839 nucleotides long. RefSeq names its product aralkylamine N-acetyltransferase (gene AANAT). Gene Ontology annotation, cellular component: cytoplasm. The record is from RefSeq and is a predicted model, not a curated record. Gene Ontology annotation, molecular function: aralkylamine N-acetyltransferase activity. The transcript is spliced from 4 exons. Gene Ontology annotation, biological process: response to light stimulus; melatonin biosynthetic process; circadian rhythm. NCBI's taxonomy places the organism in Eukaryota, Metazoa, Chordata, Mammalia, Primates, Tarsiidae. The coding region runs from base 179 to 817 and encodes 212 amino acids.